UUGACAGGAAGUAGACACGUGGUCGUGUAAACAGGUCAGUGUCUGAUGCUGUCUGAAGAAAAGCGGCAGAGAAAUUCAGUGGUAGUGUUUACAACAGCUGGGCAUUUUAAAAUAGGAUGACCCUUGUAUAUUUAGCAUUCGACACUGCAUGGGAACCCUCGCAACAUAUCCAGAAAUAUUCCUGGGAGGGAAUUGGAGAUUGACCUCAUUCUAACAAGGCGCAUCUGGUUUGCGUAUUUAUGUGGGGGUGAAGUUCACAAUCAUGGCUGUGGAGAAGCAGCAAUCACAGGGCUGUGUUUCAUAAACACGUUAGGAAGAAAUAUUUGCUUUCGUUGUUGUUUUUAUAAAAAAAAAAAAAUUGUGCCAUUACGAAUGGACAGUCUGCAAAAUGUUACAUCAUCGAGUUCAGAACAGUGAGCAAAAGCUGUUUGUUUGAGCAACACCGGGACGGCAAACGACACCGGUACUGGUGACAGAAGAAAUAAGAGGACUAUAUAGCAAAAAAGAAUUAUUUUCACUGUGCGAUAUCUACGUAUUGAAACGCAAUGCUAAGUCAAGUGGAAAUGUAAAAUAUAAGUCAAAGUGAGUGACAGGUCAGUCUCAUGUAGAAUUGUUAUGCAAAACAUGGAACUGACCAAUAAAACAACAGCAUGACGUGGUUAACAACAAGACUUGGCAAACGCAUCAGAAAAAAAGUGACACGGAUUUUGUGAGCUUCAACAAAUGAAAUACUGAGUUUUCUGUAAUAUACCCAAGUACCGUGGCUGCAUGGAGGAAAAUAAAUGUUAAGAAUAUAAUAAAUAAAUAAUGCCAAGACUAGAAGAAAUUGCAAAUGUCGCCCUGAGGGUCCCGAGCAUUCUUCUGCUGGACUUGCUGUACAAGUGUGACAUCGACAGGAUUACUGAGCAGCUUCGGGCCAAAAAUGAAGACUUGAUGUUUAAAUACAAAUAUGUUAUCUGGAACAUGUAUUACUUGGGUCAUCUCUUCAGCGCUGUCGUGCUGGUCUUGCCUCUGAGACACAUUGUGAAGCUGUAUCUUUACAUCCUCACAGCCCUGCUGCUCUACGUGGGACACCAGAUCUCCAGGGAUUAUGUGCAGGGCGAGAUUCAGCAUGGCUACGAAGGAGCAGUGUAUCUGGACUCCCUGGCUUUCAACCGCUUUGUUACUGCACUGACAAGUCAGAUCAUUCUGAGCACGCUCUGUGCCUUCUUGACGAAGAUCAGGCAGGUCUGGCUGUUCUGUGCUCACCUGCUCCCCCUGGUGGCCAGGCUCAUUGCUGUGCCUCACACCGUGCUGCUCACUGUCAACACCUUCUCCAUGGUCCUCACUGCCAUUGAGGUGGCAGCCUUCCUGCUCUCAAACCUCUUCGUGCCCUACAAGCUGGCCAGGUCUGCCUACAGGGAGGUUCUGCAGAUUGAGGUGACUGAGCUGUACCGGUUGCUGGCGGUGGGGAUUUCUCUGUGGAAUCAGUUUGCUGUUCCAGCACUCUUAAGUGUUUUCUGGUUCAUUCUCUUCAUGGUUCAGAUCUACUCCUCUGCAACCGCCAGCAAUAACUUCCUCAGCGAGCGGGAAGUGCACUAUGUUUUCCUUACCAGUGUUGUGUGCGUUCUCUCCCUCUGUAGUGUGUCUGAGUGCUGCAGUACUCCGUAUUCGUUACUGGGUCUCUCCUUCGUUGUUUCUUACCUGGCCCUGGGUUUGCUCAACCUCUGCAAGCUCUACCUGGGGGGCUACGCUGCUGUCCAGAACGAAAACUUCAUGCACAGGGGGGUGACCGAGGGGGUGACCCUGCUGUUGCUGGCUGUCCAGACUGAGCUGUUGGACAUGCAGGUCCUGCAGCGCACCUUCCUGCUCAGCAUCAUCCUGUUCAUUGUGGUGACCUCCACGCUGCAGUCCAUGGUUGAGAUCACUAACCCCGUCAUCCUGACCCUGGGAGCCUCUCGAAACAGGAGUCUGUUGAGGCAUUUCCGAGGGGUGAGCAUGUGUCUGUUCCUGUUGGUGUUCCCUGGGUUCAUGGCCUAUAAGAUCUCCGAGUUCUUCCACAUGGACUUCUGGCUCCUGAUCCUCGUCUCCAGCUGCAUUUUAACAUCACUGCAGGUGUUGGGGACCCUGCUGAUCUACACGCUGUUCAUGAUCGAGCUGGUCCGCAGACACCCCAUCGAGUGCCUGGACGAGAUCAUCUACUACGUGAACGCGGGGAGCCGGGUGCUGGAGUUCCUGGUGGCGCUGUGCGUGGUGUGCUACGGCACUUGGGAGUCCCUCUUCGGGGAGUGGAGCUGGAUGGGCGCCUCCGUCAUCAUCAUCCACUGCUACUUCAACAUGUGGCUGCGCGCCCAGUCCGGCUGGAAGAGCUUCCUGCUGCGACAGGAAGCGGCCAAGAAGAUCAGCUCUCUGCCCCGGGCCACCGCGCAGCAGCUUGAGAGGCACAACGACUUGUGUGCCAUCUGCUUCCAGGAGAUGAAUUCGGCAGUAGUGACAUACUGCGGCCAUUUCUUCCACGCCAACUGCCUUCGGAAAUGGCUGUACAUCCAGGAGACCUGCCCCAUGUGUCAUCAACAGGUGAAGCCCAGUGUGUCUCAGCAAAACAGGAGUGCAGAAGAAGGCCAAGCACCUGCAGCUCAAGAAGAGGGCAGAAGAGAAGCUUUACAGGCAAGCGAGACUGGAACUCGAGCCUCGGGCUUCAGGCCUGCUCAUGGUGCAGGUACUGGAAAUGCACCAGAUGAUUCUCAGAAUGACCAGGAGGACAACAGUUUGUCUGAAGGGAGUGAAGGAGAAAGUGAUGAAAAUACCACCUGUGAAGGGGACUCACUAGGUGGGGAAGAACAGACUUCAGUCCCUGGUCUUUGUUUAAUUGGAAAUGUUGUUGGCAACAUCGAUCCAGUCAUUCAAAAUACUACGUUGAUAGAUGCAUCUCCCCUGACUGCCGAAGAGUCAGCUAUGAAUAUUAUGAAAAGUGAUACAGAUGAAGAAAAUGAAGAAAACUUCAAAUAUACCAGUUUACAAGGUGUUGGUGAAAUUUUAACAAAUCAAAGGUCAACUGUGGAACAUGCUGGAACUUUAUCCCCAGGCUUAACGUUUCAGCCUACUGGGGGCUCAGGGGAUUUUACAGAUAAACAGAGUGUUCAAGUGGAGUUGAGUCAUAAUUAAAAAAUACGGGUUACCGAUGAAUCUCACUCUGUGUCCCAUUUGCUUGGAUCUAAUGAAGAACGCUUUGUCAGGGACUAUCCCAGGGAAACGGCAGAUAGCGGUUUGCUGCGUGGAACAUUGGGUAACGGUUUGAGUCCUCUUCUAAGCCACUCGGGUACACUAUUAAAUACGGGGACUGCUGAAGAUACUGUGCUGGCUGGGGGAGGAGAGGAUCAGGAGCACUGCGCCGCAACAGUAGGAGUCUUUACCGAAGAUGGUGCUGACUUAGAAAAGACAAGGAAAUCAUUCUUCCUAGCACAGACUGCUGAUUUAUUCAUGCCUUCUGUCAGACACAAAGAUAAAUACAAAUAUGUUGCCUUUAUUUUCCCUGAGCUGAAUAAAUCCUGAAAAGAAUUGAAAUUCUGAUGUUUAACAAAGAACAGGUAGAUGAUGACGCAGGUCUGCAGAUACAGCCAAACGUUUUGGCGUCACCCUGUAGAAUUAGACAAUUUUGUUUCAUAAAGUCGAAUGAAACCUGCUGAAUGAUAUGUUAACAUAUUGAAUUACAUACCGCUUUGUAGCUUUCCAUAUACUUAAGGAAAAACUGCCAAAAAUUGAAAAAUGUGACAUUUCAAAAUCUAACAUGAACUACUGUACUAUUAUGGCUUCCAGUAUACUGUUGCAAUAUCAUUUUGUAGUUCCUUUGAUUACAUGAUGUUCUAUAAAAUAUCUAAAUUAUGUUCAUAUUGCUUUUUUUUUGUUAAUUGUCUCAAUCCUAAAAUUUCUAGGUGUUGUAAAACUGUUGUCCAGCGCUAUAGGGGUGAUUUAAAGAUGGAAGAACCAAUUGGAUCCUGUAGUGUGUUAAACAGAACAAAAGUAUGGGCUUGUACGUUAUCUGUAGACAACGGUCUGGCAGUACAGAGUACAGAUACAUGGGGAAAUAGCGCAAAAAGACAUCCAUUUCACUGCCAUGACUUAUCCAGUUGUAUAAGUCAUGGCAGUGAAAUGGAUGCAUGUAGGGAUAUCUACUGUGUGCCGUUGAUCUAAGCCACAGGCCCUAUCUGUUUCACAGGUGCAGUGCAGUUUCCUGUUAAUCUGAGCAGCUUCCAUACUUUUGUUCAUACCUGUCUGUCUUUUAAAAGAGAAAAUGAUCUGUGAAAGUACACCCAGGGGUUAUCUAAACAUGUAGACACAGAGUGAAAAACUAAAAACAGAAGGCAAAUACGCAGGAGGAGUAACCAAAAAACAGACUGCAAAUACGCAGGAGGAGUAACCAAAAAACAGACUGCAAAUACGCAGGAGGAGUAACCAAAAAACAGACUGCAAAUACGCAGGAGGAGUAACUAAAAAACAGACUGCAAAUACGCAGGAGGAGUAACCAAAAAACAGACUGCAAAUACGCAGGAGGAGUAACCAAAAAACAGACUGCAAAUACGCAGGAGGAGUAACCAAAAAACAGACUGCAAAUACGCAGGAGGAGUAACCAAAAAACAGACUGCAAAUACGCAGGAGGAGUAACCAAAAAACAGACUGCAAAUACGCAGGAGGAGUAACUAAAAAACAGACUGCAAAUACGCAGGAGGAGUAACCAAAAAACAGACUGCAAAUACGCAGGAGGAGUAACUAAAAAACAGACUGCAAAUACGCAGGAGGAGUAACCAAAAAACAGACUGCAAAUACGCAGGAGGAGUAACCAAAAAACAGACUGCAAAUACGCAGGAGGAGUAACCAAAAAACAGACUGCAAAUACGCAGGAGGAGUAACCAAAAAACAGACUGCAAAUACACAGGAGGAGUAACCAAAAAACAGACUGCAAAUACGCAGGAGGAGUAACCAAAAAACAGACUGCAAAUACGCAGGAGGAGUAACCAAAAAACAGACUGCAAAUACGCAGGAGGAGUAACCAAAAAACAGACUGCAAAUACGCAGGAGGAGUAACCAAAAAACAGACUGCAAAUACGCAGGAGGAGUAACCAAAAAACAGACUGCAAAUACGCAGGAGGAGUAACCAAAAAACAGACUGCAAAUACGCAGGAGGAGUAACCAAGCUCAACAAAUAAAAACAUGUAAAAAAGAAAAUGGGAACUAAUCACUUGUGACUAAUACUGAGCAUAUGGGAUACAGUACAUUAAGUUGUUCUUCCAUACAGUCUGACUAUUUUAGUUUCUAAGUUUCAUUUUGGUACAAACCACAUUUAUCACAGUUUUCAGGGUGGAAUAGACUAUUCUUCAGGGGGUGUUUUGUUGAGAAACCAACUGUAAAGAAGUCACAGUGUAUUAACUAUCCAUUAAGAAAUAUACAAACAUUUAGCAGCGUGUUGGGAAUGUAGUUAUAAACCUAAUUAAAGUUCCCUUUAAAUGAGUGUUAACGUAUUUCUAGGAAAUAAAGGUUUAUGUUGAAGUGCAAGCUUAAACUUACAUGUU
Molecule: messenger RNA, 5546 nt
Organism: Acipenser ruthenus (sterlet)
Lineage: Eukaryota; Metazoa; Chordata; Actinopteri; Acipenseriformes; Acipenseridae
Product: RING finger protein 145-like
Exons: 10
Coding region: 808-3144 (778 amino acids)
Cellular component (GO): endoplasmic reticulum; endomembrane system
Molecular function (GO): ubiquitin protein ligase activity; zinc ion binding
Source: RefSeq, a predicted model, not a curated record